UGCUAUAUUUUAGUUUCUACUUUGUCUAUCAAUUACCAUUUCCACUUUCACUUUCAAUCUCCAAGUAUGGCUGAUGCGCUUAUUUCUGUUCUCUUGGAGCAGUUGGCAAAAAUCGCUGCUCAGGAGGCGGAAAAAGAGAUACGGUUGGUCGUUGGUGUCAAAAAAGAAGUCGAAAAGCUUAAAAACAAGCUGCAAACUGUGAAGGCGGUGCUCAAUGAUGCUGAGAAAAGACAGGUUAAGGAAGAAGCUGUGAAGCUUUGGUUAGAAAAGCUGAAGGACGCAUGCUACGAGAUGGACGACGUGGUGGAUGAGUGGAACACUGCAGUGAUUAAAUUGAAUAUUCAGAAAGAAGAAGAAAAUGCUGCUGAUAUCACUCCUGUUCUGAAGAAGAAGGUAUGCUCCUUCAUCCCCUCCCCUUCAUGUUGUUUCCUUCAAGCUGAUAAACUUGAUAUGCGACGUGACAUUGCUCACAAGAUAAAAGAAAUUAAUGGAAAAUUAAAUGAGAUUGUAACAGAGAAGAGCACGUAUGGGUUUGAGUUGACUAGGGGGCCUACCCUAGAAGAAAUUGAACGACAAAAAACUACCUCCUUUGUUGAUGUGUCCGAAAUAUGUGGUCGUGAUAAGGUUAGUAAUUAUCUAGUGAGCAUCCUCUUAGGCAAUUGUAGUGAAGAAGAAAGAAACUUCCAUGUUAUCUCCUUAGUGGGCAUGGGUGGUAUUGGAAAAACGACUUUGGCCCAACUGGUCUAUAAUAAUCGUGUGGUGCAAGCCUAUUUUGACAUAAAAAUGUGGGUUUGUGUUUCUGAUCCUUUUGAUCAGUGCAAGGUUGCCAUAGAAAUCCUUGAAUCUAUUGAACGUCAAUCCCCCAACAUGAUUUCAUUUCAAAUUCUAUUAGAAAAAAUUUGUGAUAAAGUUAGGGGAAAGAAGUUCUUUCUUGUCUUAGAUGAUGUGUGGACUGAUGAUCACACGAAGUGGGAACAAUUAAAAAAUGCUCUCAAAUGUGGUUCCCACAGUAGUAGAAUUAUAGUCACUACACGUAAAAGUAAAGUUGCAGAGAUGAUGGAAAGUGCAAAAACGGUCAAUUUGGAGGUAUUGUCUAACGAAGAUUGUUGGUUAUUGUUUAGUAAAAUAGCAUUUUUUGAUAGGGAUGUUGAGCAACGUAGGCAACUAGAGGACCUUGGUAGGCAAAUAGUAGAAAAAUGCAAAGGCUUGCCGCUUGCUGCAAAGACUCUAGGAAGUCUCAUGCGCUUCAAGAGAAGUAGGGAAGAAUGGAAGAGUAUUUUGGAUAACAAUUUGUGGGAAUUUGAAGAUGUGGAAAAAAAUCUUUAUGCACCGUUGUUACUGAGUUAUUAUGAUUUAUCCUCACCAUUGAGACGAUGCUUCUCAUUUUGUGCUGUUUUUCCGAAAGAUUAUGUCUAUUCUUGCGAUGAGUUGGUAUUUAUAUGGAUGGCACAAGGAUAUAUCAAGUCAAAGGAAAAUAUGGAGAUAGAAAUCAUCGCUAGAGACUACUUUGAAAAUUUAGCCAUGCGCUCUUUCUUCCAAGAUUUUGAGAAAGAUAAGAAUGAUGGCAAGAUAAAAAAAUGCAAAAUGCAUGACAUAGUGCAUGACUUUGCACUAUUAAUGUCAAAAAAUGAAUGCUUUACAAUCAAUUCUAACAUAGGGUUGGAAACUGAUUAUAAAACUACCCGCCAUUUGCAAUUAGAAAUAUCCAAAGAAGCCCAAUUUCCUAAGUCCAUUUAUAGUGCAAAAAAUUUGCGCACCCUCCUUUUUGUAAAUGAGAGUGACUAUAUGUUGUCAACUUUAUUUCAGCAUUUUAGAUGUUUACGGAUAUUAACUUUGGAUUGUAAAUAUGGUGGUAUGUUAAAGGAACUUCCAGAUGCAGUGGAAAAUUUCAUCCAUCUAAGGUAUCUCAAUUUAGUCAAUUAUUGUGGAGAUGCAUUGCCUGAAACCAUUUGUAAUCUUUGCAAUUUACAAAUUUUGAAUAUUGAAAUUGGUGGUACGGAGUUCCGAAAAUUGCCACAGAGGAUGGAUAAAUUAAUUAACCUAAGACAUUUUAAUUUGGAUAUGAAAUUUGAUUGGUUUUAUGUAAAGUUUCCAAGAAGGUUUGGGAGAUUAACUUCUCUUAGAACAUUAAAUUAUUUUAGCGUAAGUGGUAAGGAUGAUAACGAAAGAUGUAAAUUGGGAGAAUUAAGAAAUUUGAACCACCUUCAAGGGACUCUUAUAAUAAAUGGACUAGGGAGCGAGGUAGAUGCAUGUGAGGCUGAGAAAGCACAAUUGAAGAACAAGAUAGGCCUUCAUACUUUGGUGCUAUGGUUUGAGGAAUGGGAUGAUGAGGAAAUAAUAAGGGAGAAAGAUGUAUUAGUUUUGAAUGCCUUAGAACCACCUCCAAACUUGGAAUAUUUAAAAAUCGGUUGCUACAAGGGACCAACAAUAUUCUCUAAUUCGAUAAUGUCUUUAACCAAUUUGAAAAAACUUGAUAUUAACUUUUUAUGUUUAGAGCAUUUGCCUCCUCUAGGGAAACUUCCGUUCCUCGAAUCAUUUAGGAUAGAGUGUAAUGAUAGAUUGAAAAAGGUGGGUGUUGAAUUUAUGGGAAUAGAAGGAUCCAAAAAAGAGGAGAAAGACGAUAUAAUAAUUACAGUAUUCCCAAAUUUGAAAUCUCUCAUAUUUUUUAAUUUAAUCGAGUGGGAAGAAUGGAAUGGGAUUGGAGGAGAAGAAGAAGACUGUAUUAGAUUCACCAUAAUGCCACAUCUUCAAGAGUUGUCCAUUGGGGAAUGUCUAAAGUUAAAGUCGCUGCCAAACUUCCUUCGUACAACUCCAUUACAGGAAUUGAAUAUGAAUAAUUGUACAAUUCUCAAGGAACGCUACAAAAGAGGGAUAGGAGAGGAUUGGCCCAAGAUUUCUCACAUCCCUAACAUCAUUAUUGAUUACAAGUAUGUGCAAAGAGAUGGUCAAGAAUUAUAAGCUAGAGAAGAGUGUGAUGAAGAAGAGCGUGAUGAAGAUAAGGAUGACAAUGAAGAGGAUGACAAAGGGCUGAAUGACAAAGAAGAGGACUUACGAUCUCUGUGUGUUUCUGGGUUCAUGAAUUUUAGUUACAAGUUUAGAUUUUUGGAUGUUGAUGGUCAAAGAUGAUUCAUGCUUAUGUAACAUCUUCUUCAUUGAAAUUCAUUCUCAACUUGAUUCAACUUCGCAAUUCUGAUCCAGUCACGGGGAAGUAUGUAUUGUGAUGAAUCAAAUUUUCACAUGUGGAUGCACAUUUGAGAAAGGGGCACAGAAGUAGAUCCUCUAUCAUUUCACAAUGGAAGCAAGGAAUUGCAUCGUGGAACAUAUCAUGUGUAAUCCAUAUUAUAUGGUGGCAGAUGAAUGGUGAGCCAGCAUUAUACAUUUAGGCAAUGAUGAAUGCAAAGGCAAACGGAUUUCUCGUCUUACUGAUUUAGUAUCAUAGAAGAGGGGGAAGAGUGGGAUGUUACCACCAGGAGUGGAGGGAAUGAGAUGAGAAAUGCCUACUUUUCUUUUUACCAUUGGUAGUCGCCCAAUUUGGAAAUGACAUUCAAAAAUGGAUAUACCUGAAUUAUUCACCUAUAUGUUGAAGGAACAAAGAAGAAGAAGAAGGCAAUCAAGUCAUAUUACUAUUGUUCACUUUGGGCAGUUCAAUUCUGAUUCACCUAUAGGUUCAACUCAAAACUAUGGUCCGUAUUGGUAAGCAAAGAUUGCUUAAGAGGGAAUGGUUUUGCAAAUGACUGUAAUUUUAUUUAUGAUACCAUAAUUGGGAGAAUAAGGGUGUUAGUGGCACCUUUGAAACUUUCUACAGCAUUCAGGAUCCAGGAAUCUACUAAAAAUAUCUUCUCUGCCAUUAGUAACUCUAAGAAUUAACUUUACAUAGCUGUUUUUACCUUGCAAACUGCUCUAGUAUAUCUGUUUGAUAAUUUUUUAUUCGAAUCUCAUCAGUUUUGCUUAAUGGGAGUAGACAUAGCUCAUGAGCGGCUUUUCUGGUUUACAAGAUAUUGCAAUUUGAUUUACCAUUUUUAUUGGUUUUUUAUGUUUUGGAGUUAAAAUCAUUGACAAUGUCAUAUCUAGCUCAUCUCGUAGUGUAAUCUAUGAUUAAAUCUCAAAAAAAUCGUCAUCUAUUUGUCACUCAUGAUUUGGAUCAUAGACAAAGCCUUUUAGAUUUUACAAUUGUCUUUAUACCAACAGAUUAACAUGUACAUCUACCGUAGUGACAGAUUAUUUACGACAGAUGAGGAAGAUCAAUCCCAAAGAGAAAACCCAUUAGGAAGGUCAAGGAUUUAAGUGUGGAACAAAAUAACCAUGAACUCUAUGCAUUCACUACCAAAGGAAAGUGAGGAAGAUAAAGCAACUCAAAAUAUCAUAUAUGGAAAAAGUUAGUCACUUUACAAGAGACCUAGGAGGGCGGAGAAUAUAUGUUCAGCAAGCACUCGGGGAUGCAAGCAUGGAUUUUGAACUGCCAAAGGAAAUCAAAGAUGAAGCUCGCUAAGCUAGUGGCCAACCAGUGUUUUAAAGUUCUAAGCAUGGAGAAUGUUAGUCUACUGCAACCAAUAUUGUCCAUUGUGGCCUCAUGUACUUUAUUUUUUCCUUAUCAUCAGGCUUACGUGGAAGUGCAUAUUCAGGUUGCUGUUUUCUAGUUCCAACAUGAAUGUUGCUGGUUGAAAGGUGUUGGCCUCUUCACAAUCAUUGCUGGUGUGAGUUUACUCGGUACAAGUAAUCAAUUUCAAGAAACGCAAAGAAAUCCCCCCGGAUCCCCCUUUUAGGAUUUAAACUAGAACUCAAAUUCUAGUAUGUGGCGAAGCAUAUUUUGUACUUGAGCAAAUUUUAACUCAUGAAUGGCGAGGUAGGUACUUGACCAAGUUCUCAGGUUUUGUGGUGAGAUUAUAUUUUUUCCUAGAGAAUUAAUAUUCUUGCAAUUUCCCAAUUUGUUGUGCAUUCAAAUUUGUAAGCAUAAACUUAAGUGCUAUAAUCUCUAUUUUCCUUAUAGUGGAUUGAUCGGGUUUGUCCCGUGGUUUUUCCCUCUACAUUAGAGGGUUUUCCACGUAAA
Messenger RNA from Quercus lobata, 5047 nucleotides. Its product is annotated as putative disease resistance protein RGA3. Gene Ontology annotation, molecular function: ADP binding. NCBI's taxonomy places the organism in Eukaryota, Viridiplantae, Streptophyta, Magnoliopsida, Fagales, Fagaceae. The record is from RefSeq and is a predicted model, not a curated record. Bases 67 to 2958 code for a protein of 963 amino acids. The transcript has 9 exons.